GAGAAAGAGAGAGAAACGCUCUUUCUUGCUCUCAUCUUGUUCUUUAAAAAUCCCAACGAGAAAAAGAUCGUUCAAAAACUUCUUUUUCUGAGUUUCGAGGAUUCGUCAUUGAUUGAUUCAGUUUCGACGGCGGCGAUCUCUCGAGCCCUCUCCCCGUCAAGAUUCCCGCGUUGCUGGUUCCCGCCAUCUCCGGCGAUCUGUUGAUCUUUGGUUCGAUCACUGUAUUUUUUAUGGAUCGUGGAGUUCAAUCCGCGUCGUCGCCGCUCUCUCGGCAGCUCGAUUUCGCGCCUUCUGUUUCCAGCUCUCGUUCUUCGAUUUCGACGCCCUUGAAGUCAGAGUCCCCAAGAUCAUGGACAAUACCUACAUUUGAAACGAAAAUUGUCACUCCAAAGAAAGCAAAACAAUGCAAUUGCAAAAAUUCGCAAUGCUUAAAAAAGUACUGCGAGUGCUUUACAACAAAUACUUACUGUAAAGGGUGCAAUUGUGUGAAUUGCCACAAUGUUGAGAAUGAUCCUGCUAGGAAGGAUGCUAUCGAAGCAGUUCUAGAUCGCAACCCAAAUGCCUUCAGGCCGAAGAUUGACGGUAGCCCUCAAGCUGCACGAGAUAAGGAAAAUGCAGGGGAACCCCCUUUGCUGGUAAGGCAUCAUAAAGGUUGUAACUGUAAGAAGUCAGGGUGCCUUAAAAAAUACUGUGAGUGCUUCCAGGCUGGCAUACUCUGUUCAGAAAAUUGCAAAUGUUUAGACUGCAAGAACUUUGAAGGAAGUGAGGAUAGGAAACUCCUGUUCAGUGUUGACCGUGGAAAUAGCCUGACCUACAUUCAGAAGACAGCAAAUGCCGCAAUUAGUGGGGCGACAGGAUCCUCUGGAUUUUUCUCUCUAGAAAAUAGAAAGAGGAAGAGUCACCACCUCCUAUUGGGUGCAGCCAUAAACUCUCAACCAUUUCACGGGAAUGGACAAGCAUCACAGGCUAAUCAUCUAACUGGAGCUCAACUUAGUUCUUCGUUCACUGGUAUACCAGUAGCCCAUGUAAUUAUUCCUUCUCCGCAAUCUAAACUCACAUACAGGUCUCCUCUAGCAGACAUCAUUCAACCAGAGACUGUGAAGGAUCUAUGUGUGAGUUUGGUUGUAGCAUCAGCAGAGAAAGCAAAAGCAUUUUCUGAGAAAUCUCAUGAAGAGAAAGUCCGGGAGGGGCCAUCUCAAACAGAAUCCUCCUUUGCCUCAUCAAGAAAUGUUGAGGAUGAGAACAAGCAGGAGCAUAAUGCUAAGGAGUCAUCAGCAGAUGACUCUUCAAGCGGACCUCAUUCUCCCAAGAGUAGCAUAGAGGAGUUAGGGUCAGAGUCUGCUGAUGCUCAAAUAAGCAGAAGACCUUUGUCGCCUGGAACUCUAGCAUUAAUGUGUGACGAGCAAGACACAAUGUUCAUAAAGUCUCCAAACAUUUGUACUUCUGAAAUUCUUUCAGAGAGCCAGAAAAUGACAGACGUCUAUGCAGAACAGGAGAGGUGCAUUUUGAUUAAGUUUCGUGAUACUCUCUUGAAUCUGGCCAACUGUGCAAGAAUCAAAGGAGAGAAGCAAUCGAGAAGCAUCAAGCCUUUUUGUUCUAAUCACCAUGGAUCUGUUGGUAACGCUAGAUCUCAAUUUAGUGAUGAAGAACCGACUCGCUUAGUAAAUGCAAUUCCUGCUUUCACCAAUAACCAUGUGCAGAACAAUGCAAUGUAUCCCAUACAUGGAACAAAAUCUUAAAAACUGGAAACUUAAAGUUGUAUAGAAAAGGGGAUGCUGUGGAGAGUUCGGUUGUGGAUAUGAGAGCUUGUGAUGCUCUCAUCUUUUUUAACUUAUAUAAAGUUGUUUUUUUGUUCUUUCUACACAAUCUGAUGCUACGAUGCGUGGAUAACUAGCAGUUUGCGAGGAUGACUUUUAUGUACAAGAGAGUUGUCGGUUUUAGUUGUGAUGUAUCUGUUAUGUUCUAAUAAAUCUUAGUAUAGAAAUUUGUUGAGA
Messenger RNA from Asparagus officinalis (garden asparagus), 1994 nucleotides. Its product is annotated as protein tesmin/TSO1-like CXC 5. Gene Ontology annotation, cellular component: nucleus. The transcript is spliced from 9 exons. Bases 231 to 1739 code for a protein of 502 amino acids. Lineage: Eukaryota; Viridiplantae; Streptophyta; Magnoliopsida; Asparagales; Asparagaceae. Gene Ontology annotation, biological process: regulation of DNA-templated transcription. The record is from RefSeq and is a predicted model, not a curated record.